This is a messenger RNA of Apis laboriosa (Himalayan honeybee), 610 nucleotides long. RefSeq names its product dirigent protein 10-like (gene Apd-3). NCBI's taxonomy places the organism in Eukaryota, Metazoa, Arthropoda, Insecta, Hymenoptera, Apidae. The record is from RefSeq and is a predicted model, not a curated record. The coding region runs from base 97 to 489 and encodes 130 amino acids. The transcript is spliced from 3 exons.
GGUCAGAGCCGAGUAUAAAAGCAGAUAUCACGGGGUUGAUUAGCAGUGUCGCAAUUAACGCGAUAGACAAGCAGUUAAGAAGCGAAUCGGACAAUCAUGAAGUGCUUGACCAUCCUCGUAGCGAUCGCUUCAGUUUGCUCAGCCGCUCCAAGCGGACUUCUCGCCCCAUGGGCGGCUCUGACAGCCGCUAGUCACGCAGGAACAACGCUCCUCGCGGCGCCUGCUGUCGGCCCAGCGCUCGUCGCUGGCCCAGCGGCGCUUCUCGCGGGGCCCUCUGCUCUCCUCGCUGGACCCUUAGCCGCCCCAGCGCUCGUUGCUGGGCCGGCUGCUGGCGCGGCACUAGUUGCUGGACCAGCCGCUGGGCCGACGCUGGUCGCCGGCCCCUCUGCUGGACCAACAGUACUCAAAGGGGCAUCGGCUGGGCCCACUCUUCUCUCUGGACCCGGACCCGUUCUUGGACUCGCAUCUCUACUCGCUAAAGCUCAUUGACGAAUAAUAGAAUCAAUACCUCGUAUCUGUAGUCUCUCGUCUUUCCCACUCAAGACUAUGCGGAGAGAUUAUUUCAGAUUAUUCUAGAUUAUUAUUAUACGACACAGACACAGAGUAUGGA